AAAGCCCGAGCGCCGCGCGAGGCAUCCUAGCAGAGCUGGAGAGGCGACGAGCGGGAGGGGAGGGCGUCGGACUCGAGCUGGCACACGGGGACCGCGGCUGUCACUGCGCUCCGAGCAUCCCGGUGGUUUCUCGAGUAGACGAGCCCGGCCCUGCGGCAGCUGCGGGUGCAACCCUUAGCUCCCUGCCCUCUUGCCGUGCUCGUGAAGCCUUACGCCCCGGGCGAGCGUUAGUGAUUUAGCACAAAGCACGUUUCCAAAAAGCAGCGCACGGGAGAGCUCCCGCGCACGCACCCCUCUUCCCCUUUGUUUCGGGGGUCGACAGGCUGCUCUCCUCCCCAAGUCUGAAUUCUUCGCGGGGGGCGGAGGGCCGCCGAGUCUAGGCUGUGAAAGAUGCCCUUGGAGCUGACCCAGAGCCGAGUGCAGAAGAUCUGGAUCCCCGUCGACCACCGCCCCUCGCUGCCCAGAUCCUGUGGGCCGAAGCUGACCAACUCCCCCACCGUGAUCGUCAUGGUGGGCCUCCCAGCCCGGGGUAAGACUUAUAUCUCCAAGAAGCUGACUCGCUACCUCAACUGGAUCGGCGUUCCCACGAAAGUGUUCAACGUCGGGGAGUACCGCCGGGAGGCCGUGAAGCAGUACAGCUCCUACAGCUUCUUCCGCCCCGACAACGAGGAGGCCAUGAAAGUCCGCAAGCAGUGCGCUCUAGCCGCCUUGAGAGACGUCAAAAGUUACCUGACGAAGGAAGGGGGCCAAAUUGCAGUUUUCGAUGCCACCAAUACUACCAGAGAGAGGAGACACAUGAUCCUUCAUUUUGCCAAAGAGAAUGAUUUCAAGGUGUUUUUCAUUGAGUCUGUGUGUGAUGACCCUAUGGUUGUAGCCUCCAACAUCAUGGAAGUUAAAAUCUCCAGCCCGGAUUACAAAGACUGCAACUCGGCAGAAGCUAUGGACGACUUCAUGAAGAGAAUCAGUUGCUAUGAAGCCAGCUAUCAGCCCCUCGACCCCGACAAAUGUGACAGGGACCUGUCCCUGAUCAAGGUGAUCGACGUGGGCCGGCGGUUCUUGGUGAACAGAGUGCAGGACCACAUCCAGAGCCGCAUCGUGUACUACCUGAUGAACAUCCACGUGCAGCCCCGCGCCAUCUACCUGUGCCGGCACGGCGAGAGCGAGCACAACCUCCAGGGCAGGAUCGGAGGGGACUCGGGUCUGUCCAGCAGGGGCAGGAAGUUCGCGAACGCCCUGAGCAAGUUCUUGGACGAGCAGAACCUGAAGGACCUCAAGGUGUGGACCAGCCAGCUGAAAAGUACCAUCCAGACGGCAGAAGCCCUUCGUCUUCCCUACGAGCAGUGGAAGGCGCUCAACGAGAUUGACGCCGGCGUCUGCGAGGAGAUGACGUACGAGGAGAUCAAGGACACCUACCCCGAGGAGUACGCUCUGCGGGAGCAGGACAAGUACUACUACCGCUACCCCACCGGGGAGUCCUACCAGGACCUGGUCCAGCGCCUGGAGCCAGUGAUCAUGGAACUGGAGCGCCAGGAGAACGUGCUGGUCAUCUGCCAUCAGGCCGUCCUGCGUUGCCUCUUGGCUUACUUCCUGGAUAAGAGCGCAGAGGAGAUGCCUUACCUGAAAUGCCCCCUUCACACCGUCCUCAAACUGACACCCGUCGCUUAUGGCUGCCGUGUAGAAUCCAUCUACCUGAAUGUGGAGUCCGUGAGCACGCACCGGGAGAGGUCAGAGGAUGCAAAGAAGGGACCUAACCCGCUCAUGAGACGCAAUAGUGUCACCCCACUAGCCAGCCCCGAGCCCACCAAAAAGCCUCGCAUCAACAGCUUUGAGGAGCAUGUGGCUUCUGCCUCCGCUGCCCUGCCCAACUGCCUGCCCCCGGAGGUGCCCACGCAGCUGCCCGGACAACCUUUGCUAGGGAAAGCCUGUUUACGAACUGUUUGUCACAUUUUCUCAAAGUUUUCUCCUUACUAACCUUGGAAAGAACAUGAAAGGCACCCAGAGCGGCAUCGACUCCAGGACACACUGAGGCCGACCUGGCAGUUCCAUUCCAGCUCUAUUUCUGCAGCUUAGUUAGUGCUUCUCCCAUGUGCCCGAGGCCAGCGAUCCCCAGGACUUCUUCCAGAACGGGGUGGGUGGUAUCGAAGAGGGGCCUGCCCGUCAGAGAGAACCGUGGCCCCGACCGUGGCGGGGCAGCCGAGACCCAGGAGGCCUCUCUCCUGUGCGUGCGUGGGAUCCCGCGCACGGCUGCCCCCACCCCGUGCUCUCCCUGGCCUCACUGACCCUUCCUGCAGCUCGGAAAGGACCAUGAGCCGUGGAAGAAGAGCUGGGAGAAGGCCCCGAGGAGGGGACGUUGGCCUCCAUGCUGUUUUGUUUUGUUUAGUUUCUAUGAUCCUGACCUGGUAUGUUCCUAGCUUGGGGAGAUGACACUUGGCCCCAGAGCCCUAAAACUAAAGGGGGCCUAGAUCCCAGUUGCUGAAGAGUAAGGGAUGGUGAAGAUUUUGACAAGGCUCUUUUGUGCAUCAUGGCCCGGAACACUGGCUGCUGAAGGAGGAUUCAGGCCUGCACUGGGCUGGGGCCGGAGGUGGUUGGAGAAGACUCUGAGCUCCGAGACGAGGCGCCCGGGUCUGUGUUCUGCCUCUGGAGACACUCAAGAACAGUCUAGCUGUGGCGGCAAAAGGAAAUAGUUUUCCAGAAUAGCUCCGGGGCCUCCCCCUCCCAGGCUGCUGUGCUGUCUCUGCUCUCCUGCCUGGAACGGAGGCACUGGUGACACGGCUUCCCCUGGAGCUGCUUGCUUUUGCACUUUUUAACGGGCAGAAGGUGGGACCGGAGAGUUGCAUCUUCUCUUCAGGAACUUCGAUGUUUGGGGUUCGUGCCCUUGGGGGCUGGAGCUGGGAAAGCAUGUGGAGAAUGGGGCUUGCCCGUGAGAUGGGGAGUUCAGCUGGGCAGCAAGUUGUUUGGAUCCUUGCAGGACUGACCUGGGACACGGAGCAGAGAUGAUCGAGGGUCUGGCUUCCUUCCUUCAGGGUGUUCGUCGUGUCCCUGUGCUUCCCGGGUGGGGGACGGUGGCCCAGCCGAGACCUCACCUGUGGCUGCUUCCUGCAAGAGGCUGGCUGUGGUCUCCUGGCAGGGCUGAGCUCAAUCCUGCACGUUUUGGGGGGGCACCUGCUAUUUACCCAGCACAGGGCUGGGUUGCUCGGAAUUCUGAAGAAGAGAAUGUCCUCUCUGGCCUUGAUGGCUCCGGUGGCAUUUUUGGGGUGGUUCAGAGCAGGGCUUGUGGACCAUGUGGUUCUAAAUACCUGUAGUUUCUGCCUCCUGGUUUCUACUUGCUGCCUCCAUGGACUGGGGAGAGGAGGUGUCCUGAGGCCCAGAAGAAACGAUUCAGAGACUCUGUGGUACAAUUUGUCCAAAUGACCCUUUGAAUAAUCUCUAAAAGCUGGUGCCAAAGGUCACUUGCCUUGCUUGCACUCUGCUUUCGAGCCUCACAGCCUUGCCCCUCGUAGCUGACGAGACAGGUACUGGGAGUGGGGUCGGGGUGGGGGUGAGGGCUUGGACAUCCAGAGCACGAAACUGGACAGCGCGUGUUUCUCUGGUUGGGGUUCAGUGGGACGCGCUCCCGAUACCGUACAAUCAAGUUCGUGGGUUUCACACCGAAACAUUCAGAUCCGCCCCCAUUCUUCCCCAGUCGGGCACUUUGCCCGAGACGAUGUCUGUACAUCCAUGCUCCCGUGUGACUGAAGAUGGGUUAUUUUCCCUUUCCUGCCAUCAUGAGUCCCAUCAGACGGCAAGCGUGUGCGCACACGCACGUGUGCUUGUAGGUUGGCCGUAUUUUCAGACAGAGGGGCCUGCAGCUCUGCUCUUGAGAACAGCGUUCUUAAGGCCCUCUUCUGGCCUCCUUGUUGCGCCGGCUGCCAGAGCCGACUCUGAGUUUUGACCCUUCCUGCUGAUCCAGCUGGGGCUGUGUGCCGGUGUCCUCCCCGCCACCGGCUGCUGAGGUUCUACCUGUGGAAGCGAAUAUCCUGAACAUUCGUUCGUGAGGGCCCAGAGGGGGUGAGUGGACAUAAACACGGGUGGGGAGAGAGACCUCGGAGAGAGCAGAGGGCCUCCUGCCUGAAGCCAUGAUCUGACUCAAGGCGCUGGAAGGAGGGUGUGUUUGAGCUGCCGUCACGGGGCUCCUGCCACUCUUAUCGCCUCUCCCCCCCAACCCCCCAAAAAAUAUCUGGGACCAAUUUUGUUAACUUGGCAUAGUUGUUUUUGGGUGGGCUUACCCCUGUCCUUAUUCUGUCCUGAGACCACGGGCAAAGCUCGUCAUUCGCGGGGAGGAGAGAAACAAUCACACCAAUGAUGUUUUCGUUUGUAAUACUUGAAAUUUAUUUUUUUAUUAUUUUGAUAGCAGAUGUGCUAUUUAUUUAUUUAAUAUGUAUAAGGGAGCCUGAAAAUAGAAAGCUGUAUAGAUUGGGUUUAGUUGUUCGUCGGUUGGUUUGGGGGCCUUUUACGUGUGACUUACGACUUCUCUGUGUUCUGUAUAUUGUCUGAAUUAAUGACCUGGGAUGAGGCUGUGCCAGCUUUCAAACAGGGGAUGCUUUUCAGAAAUUUGUAUAUUUUGCAGUUGCUGGAACAAUAAAAUACCUGGUUGAAAUACGCU
Messenger RNA from Ailuropoda melanoleuca (giant panda), 4642 nucleotides. It is a transcript of the gene PFKFB3, whose product is annotated as 6-phosphofructo-2-kinase/fructose-2,6-biphosphatase 3. Gene Ontology annotation, molecular function: ATP binding; fructose-2,6-bisphosphate 2-phosphatase activity; 6-phosphofructo-2-kinase activity. Bases 391 to 1971 code for a protein of 526 amino acids. NCBI's taxonomy places the organism in Eukaryota, Metazoa, Chordata, Mammalia, Carnivora, Ursidae. The transcript has 17 exons. The record is from RefSeq and is a predicted model, not a curated record. Gene Ontology annotation, biological process: fructose metabolic process; fructose 2,6-bisphosphate metabolic process. Gene Ontology annotation, cellular component: cytosol.